AGAGCGGGUCCCGUGAAUGAUGAUCUGCCGGUAUGGUCGGUGCGGCACUGACAUGCGCAGUGCGCGGCGCGCAGCCCGUGAUGCUGUUCGUUGUAUGUGUGUGUCCGUCCGCUGAUUUCAUCUCACACACGCGCUCCUCUCCUCCAUCCUUCUGGAUCUUCCUCCCGAGCGCAUCUUCCUCCGGAGCGGCGGCGGGGUUUUCCGACCCUGUAAACAAGAAGCUCUGCUGUUGACAGAACUGGCAAAGCUGGAGGGAGAAGUGUUUCCGUGGUUGCUCUUCUGUUCUCAUUAGUGUCUUUUUACUGAGGAAACAUAAAAACCCAUCAGACUCCAUAAUCCUGCAUCCCUGAUACUGAAUAUCUAGAAGAUGAUCACUUGACAGUUUGACUCUGAAGCACAGCUCAGCACAUCUGGAGCCCCUGCAGACUGCUGUGUCAUUUCCUUCUGUCAAAACCCUGAAACUCUUGAUCCUGAGUAGAGGAUGAUGUUCACAGAAAGAGAUGUUUUUGAAGCUCUGUUUGAGCCCUAAUGCAUCUAGAGAACCCAGCUUUUGGACUGAGACGCCAAAGCCAAUGAGACGCCAGUGAAACCUACUAUGCCAGAAAUACAACAAUCAUCUACUAAAGAAACACAAUGGAAGAUCAGCCUUCUUGACGAGUCACGAUGCAUGAAUAUCCACGGUGUGUUGAUGUACCUACACAGACGCAACUGCUUCUUUUGACCUUCCACAUUUGGACGCCCCGCUUUUAAGCUUGACUUUUAAUCGGCAGACUCAGCAUGCCCACCUUCCAUUGGUUGUGACUGGAGUUUGACGGCAGCAUGCGUCCAUGUGCGGGCUCCUGGCGCUGGAUAGCGCUGGUCUUGCUGGCCUGGGGGACGUUGCUCUUUUAUAUCGGGGGACAUCUGGUGAGAGACAACGAACAUGCGCCACGCUCCAGUCGUGAGAUGGCGAAGAUCCUCACCAAGUUGGAGCGACUGAAACAGCAGAAUGAAGACCUGCGGCGCAUGGCUCAGUCACUACGAAUUCCAGAAGGACAAUCAGAUGGGCCAAUAUCAUCAGGAAGACUGCGGUCUCUUGAGGAACAGCUAAGCCGAGCCAAACAGAAGAUCCACAGUUUUCAGAGAUUAUCUGGAGACGUUGGUCCGGGUCGAGAACAGGAGGAACUGCGGAGGAAGGUGGAGAAUGGAGUGAAAGAGCUGUGGUACUUUAUUCACAGCGAGAUACAGAAGCUGAGUCACGCCGAGCCGUCAGACAGACUGAAACACACUGAGACACUGCUGCAGGACCUCGGUCAUCAACAGAGAACCAUCAUGACAGACCUGCAUGAUCUCAGUCAGGCGGACGGAGCGGGAGACUGGAGAGAGAAGGAGGCCAGAGAUCUUUCCAACCUGGUGCAGAACAGGAUCUCCUACCUGCAGAACCCGCAGGACUGCAGUAAAGCUCGUAAGCUGGUGUGUAACAUCAAUAAGGGCUGUGGAUACGGCUGUCAGCUCCAUCACGUGGUUUACUGCUUCAUGAUCGCUUAUGGCACGCAGAGAGUCCUGAUCCUCGAGUCCCACAACUGGCGUUACGCUCCCAAAGGCUGGGAGACGGUCUUCCAGCCCGUCAGCGACACCUGUACGGAUCGAUCCGGAGCCACGACCGGACACUGGUCAGGUGAGGCUCACGACCGGGACGUACAGGUGGUGGAGUUGCCCAUCGUGGACAGUCUUCACCCCAGACCUCCGUACCUUCCACUCGCUAUCCCAGAAGACCUUGCGCCCCGACUGCAGCGUCUCCACGGUGACCCGUCCGUCUGGUGGGUGUCUCAGUUUGUCAAGUACCUGGUCCGUCCUCAGGCCUGGCUGGAGAAGGAGAUCCAGGAGACGUGUGGCAAACUGGGCUUUAAACACCCCAUCAUUGGCGUCCAUGUCCGACGGACAGAUAAAGUCGGGACAGAGGCCGCGUUUCACCCCAUAGAGGAGUACAUGGUCCAUGUGGAGGAACAGUUCCAGUACAUGGCUCAACGUGGCCACGUGGAUAAAAAACGAGUGUAUUUGGCCACCGACGACCCCGCACUGUUACAGGAGGCAAAAACCAAGUACACAGACUAUGAGUUCAUCAGUGAUAACUCCAUCUCUUGGUCAGCGAGUUUACAUAACCGAUACACUGAGAAUUCACUCAGAGGCGUCAUCCUGGACAUCCACUUCCUGUCCCAGACUGACUUCCUGGUUUGCACCUUCUCCUCACAGGUGUGUCGUGUGGCGUAUGAGAUCAUGCAGACUCUUCAUCCGGAUGCCUCGGCUUUUUUCCGCUCUUUAGAUGACAUCUACUACUUCGGUGGACAGAAUGCGCACAACCAAAUCGCCAUCUACCCGCACCAGGCGCGCACGGCAGAGGACAUCCCACUAGAGCCCGGAGACGUCAUCGGAGUGGCUGGAAACCACUGGGACGGGUACUCUAAAGGGGUCAACCGCAAACUGGGACGCACUGGCCUCUAUCCGUCCUAUAAAGUCAAGGAGAAGAUCGAGACGGUGAAGUAUCCCACUUACCCCGAAGCAGACAAGCUGCUGAGCUUAUAGAACAACACACAUUAAUAAUUAACGCACAGAUGGCUGAACUUGCCAUGCAGAUGAUCUCUGGAUAACAAAACUCAAAGACACGUGUGCGUGUGUGUAUUUAUGGGAUGGACACACCUUGUAGGUUUGUAUAAAUUGCAUAAGGAUCCCAUGGACUGCUGUGGACAUCAGAAGCCUUUCAAACGGCACUCAGAUCAGCAGAAGCAAAUGAUAAAAAACUUUUUUUUUAAAUUGUUUUAAUGUUUUUUAAAUAUUCCCUUGCCUUCUUUGUCACUUUCUCUAUCUUCAAACUGGAGUGAAUCUCACAGAGGCUUUCAAGCACACAUUUCACCCACAAAAUCAGCAGAAAAAGUAAAAAAUUAUAUUUAGCAUUAAGAAAAUGAAGCCUAUUUAAAUAUUUUGCAUUGACAUUUAUUUUCAUGAAGUAAAAAAAGGGGUCUGCACUCUAAAAAAUUUUUUUAAUUUAAAUCAGGAGAUAAAAUCUCAUACAAAAGUUUCA
Cyprinus carpio (common carp) is the source of this 3058-nucleotide messenger RNA. RefSeq names its product alpha-(1,6)-fucosyltransferase-like. Lineage: Eukaryota; Metazoa; Chordata; Actinopteri; Cypriniformes; Cyprinidae. Gene Ontology annotation, cellular component: Golgi cisterna membrane. The record is from RefSeq and is a predicted model, not a curated record. Gene Ontology annotation, molecular function: protein binding; glycoprotein 6-alpha-L-fucosyltransferase activity. The transcript has 11 exons. Gene Ontology annotation, biological process: protein N-linked glycosylation. Bases 820 to 2562 code for a protein of 580 amino acids.